This is a messenger RNA of Colletotrichum godetiae, 1155 nucleotides long. RefSeq lists its product as uncharacterized. The record is from RefSeq and is a predicted model, not a curated record. NCBI's taxonomy places the organism in Eukaryota, Fungi, Ascomycota, Sordariomycetes, Glomerellales, Glomerellaceae. The transcript has 8 exons. The coding region runs from base 1 to 1155 and encodes 384 amino acids.
AUGGGGGCUGCCUUGCGCACAUGCACUGCUUCUACACAUGUGCAAAAGGGUCGGCCGAUGGGCGCGACGUUCAAGGAUAAAGUUGGAGCACUUCCGAAUCCGGAUGAUGGACUCGGUAUCGGGUUCAACAGCGUGUUUGAGAAUGUGACGAUGGAUGAUGGCUCACUUUCCGACCCCAAAGGCGGUUACAAUCAUAUACUAGCUGCCUCCCUCCAUCUCCGAAUCAACAUUCAGGGGAGAAAAUUGCAGAUUAGCGAUUACUUCCUAUGCCUAGCAUGGUGCUCCGCAGUUGUAACUGCGUCAUUCGAUAUCCAAUUCACUGUGAUGGGCGCUUUACAUCAAAACAUCAAAAUCAAUCUCGAUGGCUUCGAUGGAAACGACGACCAAGUUAUGUUGGUUAUGAGGCUAUUUUGGGCCAGCAGCAUACCAUUUUUUACGACUUUCUACCUCUGCAAAGGAGCUCUCCUCGCCGUUUACGUUCAGAUAUUUCCCAUUUUCAUGUAUUAUCGACGCAUGAUGCUAUGGACGGCUAUAGUAUAUAUUGGGCUGGCGUACCUGGUCAGCAUUAUCCUGCUUUUCACUGUUUGCCUGCCCCUGAGUAAGAACUGGUCUGUCGAAGAUCGGGUUGUGGGAACAGAGAAUGUCAUGUGCUCGGCUUCAUCUCCCGCCAUUGUUUUCCAAGUCGGCUGGGCGUUGCAUUUCUUUGGAGACAUCUUGAUUUUCUGUCUCCCGUGGCUCAUCUUACCUGAUUUGAAGAUCAAGAGAGCUCUCAAAAUUGGCGUUUACUGUACAUUUGGUCUCGGCAUCAUCAACAUGACCUUUUCUCUCGUCCGCUUCAUCACCAUUCAGACUGCAUCAGUCGAUGCAUUGCCUUUCGGUUUAGUCGAACUUUGGAGCGAGCUGGACGUCAACAUCGGUCUUUUAGUUGCGACAUUACCAUGUCUCAGACCGUACUUCCGAUCGAACCGAAGAGCUGGCUAUUCGGACAAGUCGAACGGUUACAACUACAAAUCAACCGUGAAAACGCUACAAAUAACACGCAUGAGUAGAUUCGAUGUCGUCAGCGAGCCAGCAUACGACCUCAAUGUCGACCUUGAGCAUGUGGCGGCUUGCUCAACCACUACCCAUUCACACAAGUCUAGCGAGACUGUGUAG